Molecule: messenger RNA, 3471 nt
Organism: Coregonus sp. 'balchen'
Lineage: Eukaryota; Metazoa; Chordata; Actinopteri; Salmoniformes; Salmonidae
Source: the annotation of a GenBank genome assembly
GCUUCAAGAACACGGUGACAUGUACUGGUAAUCCUAUGGACAAGAUAUGAAUACAUAACACCGAGGAUUCGUGAUUGGGAUAAUAACUAUGCUUGCCUCAUGCAUCGGCUGGAGGAAAUUGAUGGUAGGACUAGUCCACUAGUCUAGUGGACCAUGCACAUAUAUAAUAUAGAGAUACCAGAGCUAGUAAUAGUGAAAGUAUCUUAUGUAGGUUUUAUGUGACUGUGCAUUGACUGACUAGACCUACUCUGAUUUAAUGAGUGAAUAAUGCACAAAAAAAGACACAUGCAAUAGCCCUAACCUAUGAUGAUUCACUUCAAUGUCUCUACCAGGUGAUACAGUCUUCUUCUGCCUCCACGCAGAUCUGACUUGUUGCCGACUUGUAGCUGCUGAAAGAUGUCCUUUGCACCGAGGACCUCACUAACCUCUGCCAAGAUGCAGACCAAGAUGAGUGCCUGGACACCUCUUAACCACCAGCUGUCUAAUAACAAUGUAAAGGUCACUCUAAUCUUUAUAAUAAUCCAGUUUUAAUGUAAUCUUGAACUUAGAUGAAAUAUCUCUCUUCUUUAGGUGUUUGAAGAGCGAAGAAACCUGCUGGGAAAAUGGGUACGCGAGCCUCUAAAAAUGGAAGGUUAUAAAUGGAUAAAAUAUUAACCUUGGAGAAUAGGUUAGACAUACAGCAAUGCAACCAGAACCACAUAGAAACAGUCAUUUUACAGCUUUUAACGUCUACUUUAUUUACCCACAUCUGAAGAAUGUGCUUGUACAGUAUACAUCAGUUAGGAUUAACUGAUGCCAUCCCUGUGUAUGUGUUUGUGUGUGUCUGUCUGUCUGUUAGUUUGACAAGUGGAGCGACGGCCAGAGGAAGGCGGUUCUACAGGACUUCUUCUUGCGGUGUUCAGUGGGCCAGCUGCGGUUCCUCCGUCAGAACCUGACCAAGAGGGUUCCGGAGGAGAACCUAGACUUCACUUCUGUCCUACCCAGAGUUCUCUCUCUCUAUGUCUUCUCUUUCCUCGACCCUAGGAGCCUUUGCAGGUGUGCACAGGUAGGUAGGUAAGGGCUGCUGGAGUGUUUCUGGUCUUGUUCAUAUAUGUAGCAGAAAUUGAACAGUAAACAACUUAUGUGACUGAAGAUUUUGCAGCUAUUUUAUUUAAAAUAUGAGACACUACCUCUCUCUCUCUCUCUCAUUCUAUAAUAAUAGGUUCCUAGCUACAUCCACCCAGUCAUUUCAGCAUCAUACAUGUGCUAUUAGACACUGCAUUACCACACUUAAAUGUAUGACAUGUUCUGGCCCAUCUUAGCGGUACCUGUGUACGUGUGUUGGCAGGUGAGUUGGCACUGGAAGGGCAUAGUUGAGUUGGACCAGCAAUGGAUGCCCAAGUGUCUUAGACUGGGCUGGUGCAUCAACUUUGCCCCCACACCGUUUGAACAGGGGGUCUGGAAGAGACAUUACAUAGAGACAGUACUGGAGCUCCACAUCGGCAAGCCUAAGGUGAGUUACUGGAGGCCUGGACAGUGUAUAAAACUACCUGCAUGGAACAGACACAGUUUUUUGUGUGUUUCUGUGUGUUCAGACUCCAUCACAGCAGAAUUUCAUUGUCCCUGAGGUGAUGUCCAUAAACAGUGUGACGUUUGACCAAUCAGCGAGCUUCCAGCGAGAGAGGAGCGUUGGCGGCACCACGAGGGGGUCAGGAGGGUCCCAGCUGAAGGGGCUACCCCCGUGGAGGGGUGCAGACAGACACCCCACUGACACUGUGCGUUUCAAUUAUCUGGAGAAUCUGGACCCCAUAGAGCACGCCCGCCAAGUGUAAGACCACUUCCUCUAGUAUGUAGUUAGUUUGUGUGUGUGUGUGUGUGUGUGUGUAGUGAAAUGGUUACCAAACCAUUGCAUUCAUUCCCAAAUGAAAGCACAAUCAAUUCUUAAUUGCCCCUGAGGCUAUAAAUAAAGUAUAACAUUGAAUUGAACAAUCAGACAUCGGUUAAAUCAGGCUAUGAAUUCCAUGUAACUUGACCUGGUGUUCCAGUGACAAUGGUCUGUUUUCCAGAAAAGUGAAGAGUACAGGGGUUUUCAACACAGACAAUGCAAAGAAGAAAGAGCUGUCUACAGCCAAUUAUAAACUGCGAAAGGCAAAGUCAUUGGUAAGUACCUCUCAUCAGAAUAUGACCAGUCUGAAGACCCUAUCUUGGAUAACAGCCAAGGGAAUGCUUAGAAUUCACACACACAAGCACACCAAGAGACAUAAUGCAUAUUGAACAGACUUUACAUGGAAAUUCAUGUUAAUGCAUUACCCUUGGGACUGUGUGUGUGUGUCAGUGAGGACAAAAAUGCUGAUGCUGCUACAGGGGAGGAGAGAGAACACUGUCAUUGAACAUUCUAAGUGUUUCCGUUUACAGAAAUACCAGAAAUACCACACAUUUUAUCAGUAGAAAUACCAAACUAAAAGAUAAAACACACCUAAAUAUAUUGUUAACUUUACUUAUCGUCUCAUCUGGCAACUUAGACACAGAUUGUGACAAUACAGACAGUAUAACAUGUAGGCAUGCAUCAAAAUAUCCAUUGUUUGCAUCUGUUCUUCUCCUUCUUAGAUGUUCCUGUCCUUGGACCUGACUCCAGGUUCGGGUUCUGGAGCAGGGCAGCAGAAGCAGAAUCGGUUCCGCCCCCAGUGGGCCACACAGAGCCUGGAGUACCCUGUCACCAAGGCAACAGCCAAGAGCCUGUCGCGGUCGAGCCAAUGGAACGCUGGGAUACGACCUGGUCCGGUGAGGUCAGCGGUGCCUAGGCUCAGUCAGGAAGGACUGAGGGCAUCAAUGAGGACACACAGGAGUACACCUAGUAAGAAACACGACUAAAGACCUGCAUGUUUAGAAUGCAUCUUUCCUUCCUUCCUCUCUCCCUUCCUUCCUCCUAUCCAUCACAGAGGACACACAGGACCACGCCUAGUAAGACAAUAGAUGACCAAUCCUUUCAAUGUACAUUCUUGGUUGAACUAUAACAGAAUGAGCUCUCCAUCAAAAAGGAAUCCUUUCUUUGUCUCUGUGCUGAAGUCUCUGUGUCCAAGGAAACACGUGACAUUACAUUCGUACUCAAUUAAUGCUUUCUUUCAUAGCGUGAAUGUUCUGUAUCAUGUAUGAUGUAUAAUUGACUUACAUGUUUUGGGGUUUCAGCAACACCACUGUUUGAGGGACAGCCUUGGAGGAUACAAGCUUCCAGUGGUGGAUCAGACGAGUGAAUCAUAUCGCCACCUUGUGGAGCACUUUAGUACUGCAGCACAUCCAGGAUACAGCAGCGAUUCUCAACUGGGGUGUUGUGAUCAACAUUCCCUCAAAUGUUUUGGGGCACUGAGCAAUCUUGAACAUUGUGGGAAUUUUGUGCAACUUCUGGCGCGCGUUUAUAGUGAACACUGUGGCUGUACCCUUACAGUUUUAGACAAUAGGCUUUUGUGGCUAUUUGAGCAUAAUGGAGCAAAUCGG